AUGACUAGUUUGCCAGAUAGUAUUAUUUCUGUUUUUCUUGAAAAACGACAAUGUGUAUUAACAGAUACAGAAGUGAACAAUGCACUUGUCAAUCAAGGUAUUUCAUGUAAUGUAGAACAUAUACGUCGUCAUGUCCAAUUACUCAGUCCAGGAUUAUUUCAAUUAAUAAAUAAUGCAAAUGAAAGAGUAACAAUUCGUGUUGAACCUAAAAUUGAAAUCUGUGAUGAAUUUCUUAAUAAUCAUUGUCCAGCUCAAGCAAAACAAUGUGAUCGACUUCAUAUAUGUCGACAUUUUGAAGGCAAUUGUCCAUCUCCAAAUUGUCGUUUUCCACAUGAUUUUAGUAAAGGAUAUAAUAGAAAAAUUAUUGCAGAAAAUCAUUGUCAAUAUGUAAAUCCUAUAUUGCUUAUCAAACUUCUUCGUCUUAAGAAAUCUUCAUCAAGACCUCCGGCAUCGCGUUUAUCACGUACUCGAGGUUCUCAACCAAGCAGACGUGGUCGUGGUUAUGGUCAUAGUCAUCGUCGCGGUCGUAGUUUUUCUAAUCAUGUAACUUCAAGGAAUUCUAUAGUACAAAAAGAUGACCCAAAUCGACAAGUCGAUGUUAGUUUUCCAUCAUCAAGUCUUGCUAAACAAAUGGAUAUGGAAAUGAUAGAAAUUCUUUUAAAUUUACAUGAUAUAAAAAUCGAAGACAAAUUCAAUGAAAAUGAAAAUGAAUAUUUUCGUCGAGUUACAAUUCAAUUGGGACGUAUAGAUGAUGUUGAAAAAUUACUCAGUUCGCCCGUAAUCAAUCAUCAUGGUAUUGAUAUAAAAUUUAAGCAUACUAAUCAAAUAAUUGAUAGAACCAGAUUUCUAUUGAAAACAUCAAUUAAUAAUGUACAAGAUAAAAUUAUUUCAUCACGUAUGGAACUUUAUAUUAGUACUCUUAUUAAAAAUAAUUCAAUAAGUAAAAUUUCUGAUCUGUCAACAAGCACCGAACAAAUAAUACUUGUUCAUUGUAAUAGGGACAUAGAUUUCGAUGGUGUUCGUCAAGCAUACAAAUCAAAACAAGAAUUAUCAGGCAAACAUUUAACAUUAAAUCAAGUUUAUGAAUGUGAUGCUUUAGAAGUUCAUUACAAUGAUACAAAUAAAUCUAUUACUGUUGAAGAUCUAAAAAUUAUUUUUGAAUCGGCUUGGAAUGAUAUAUUUGCUUUUAAUUUUCCAACAAAUAAUUGUGCUGAAAUUGAAUUUAUUAAUACCCAGGCUUUUAAACGAUGGAUAUCAACAGUCGAACAAAUACAAAUUAAAUUUCAAAUAACAAUUAAUCCAAUACUUGAUAGUGUUGAUGAGAAUAAUGAUACAGAAAGUAUUAGUUCAACACAUGCAGCACCAUAUACUAUUGAUACAUGUUCAACUGCUUCUAAUGAAUUUGAUGAUAGAUCACGUCAAACAACGAUUAAACUUCGUCCUGACUGGGUUUUGAUUGCUACUCAUCCAAAAUUUAAACUUGAAUAUAAAGAAUUUAUUCAUAAUGAACUUAGCGGUGAAAUUGAUAUUCAUGAUGAUGAAGUAACAUACAGUGGGUCGUUUCCGCAACACAUUCAUGGCAUGAAAAAUAAUGUUACUCUUCAAGAAAAAACAAAUAAUUUCAUGCGAAAUUUUGCAUUUAGAACAUUCUAUAAAUUAGAAUCAAGAAAUAUUGAAAUUCUUCGAGCUAAUGCAGCGACCGUGGCAUUUAAUCGUAUUAUAGAUAAUGAUUAUAUGAUAGCAACAAAAGUACUUGAAAUGCCGGGAUUCGUGCGUAAACUUUUUGCUAAAAAUAAUCAACAUCAUCAACAAGAACAACCAUAUUUGAAAACGAAUACUCAGUCAAAUAAUAAUUCAUCAUCACUUCCACUUACAAAACCAAAAGAAAUCAAAAAUAUUCCUGUUUUAUCAUCAGUUACAUCUACUUCUAUGUAUCCUGUAAAUACACCAGAACAAGUAAGUAUGUUCUCAAUAGAUACAUUUGAAGAUCGUCUACGACAAUAUCUUCAAGAAACAUUUAAUGUCCAAGUAACAUUUGAACGAACUAAUAAUAAUAAUAAUAAUAAUGAAAAAACUAAAGGACUAACGAAUUGUAUUUUGAUUAAAUUAAUGGGUCAAAUGAAUGAUCUUGAAAAUGCAACUAAAGAUUUAUAUAAUUUAUUUUUAUUAUUACAAACGAAGAUAUUUAAUGAAAAAACUAAUAGUUAUUGGACAAAAAUUGAAGAAGCGACACACGUUAUUCAAUAUCAUUUUAAACUUGCUAAUCUAAUUUGUACAUGUCAACAAAUAUCUCCAACAACAGUUUAUGUUCAUUAUUUUGAUAUAACAAAUCCACAAUUUGGUAUUGAUGAACAAAAAAUUGAAGAUUUAAUUCAAGGUCAAUUUAAAUUAGCUACAAUAAAUUAUGAUCAACCAUUAUCAUCGUCAACAUUUACAAAAGAAUGGAUAGAUAUAGAAAAUACAAUUCGUCAACGAGAUGAUUUUAAAAAAAAUAUUUGUUUAUAUAAAGAAUCAAAUACAGUUUAUCUAUUUGGUUUAACAGAAUUAGUCAAAAAAUUUCAUCAAAAAUUUCAACAACUUAAAAAUAAACAUGAUCCACAACCAUGUAAAAUUACUCUAUCAGAAAGACAGCUCAAAUAUUUAACGUAUGUUGCCAAAGCUGAUUUGGUUAAACUUGAAAAACAAUACAAAUCAGAUGGAUGUAAUGUAAGUUUAAAUCGUUUACGUCAUCAUUGUGAAUUUAUUGCACCACCGGACAUGCAUGCAAAAAUCAAAGAUAGUCUUGAAGCAUUAACACAAAUACGUGACAGUUCAUUUGAAAUUGAUGAACCUGGUUGUGAAGCUCUCAUUAGUCAAGAAUCAGAAAGACUUCUUACUAUUGUGAAAUUAAAAUGUUUUCUUGAAAAAACUACUGAAACUCGUCGUAUUCACAUUUCAAUACCCAGAGCUCGGGCAGCAAAUCUAGACGAUGACAUUAAACAAGCUCAAAGUACUAGUACAAUUGCAAAUGAAUUACCAAAUAAGACAAGUGUUAAUAUAGGCCAUUCGACAGUAACAAUUUUGACUGGUGAUUUAACAACACAAACAGUUGAUGCCAUCGUACUUUGUUCUUCAUCAGAAUACCUAUGCAAGAAAAUUGUUGACCAAGCUGGUGUUCAAAUACAAAAUGAAUAUAAUCUCCUGAAAGCAUCUGAACAAUUUCCAAAUACAACAUCCGGUGGUACAUUACCAUGCAAAAAAAUUUUCUUUAUACCAUGGUCACCAAAAACUCAUGAUCCAGCCGAUGUUAAAUCAUCUUUAAGUACAUUUGUUUCAAUAGCAUUUGUGCUUGCUGUCUCAACAGAAUGCAAAAGUAUUGCAUUUCCAGCUGUUGGCUGCGGAAAAUUUAAUUUUGAUCCAUCGAUCAUAGCUAAAUAUAUGUUACAUGAAACAAGAAAACAACUCACAACAUUUAAAAUAAAAAUGAAUAUUUCAUUUGUUCUUUUAUCUACACAACAAAAUGUUUAUGAUGAAUUUAUUAAAUAUCUUAAUCAAAUGCUAGUUGUAGAUCUAAUGGUAUCUACUAACAAUCCAACGAAAAAGCAAGUUAAUAAAUCAACAAUAGCAUAUGAUAAAAAAAUUAUUAAAAUAACAUUAAUUAGUUCAAAUGAUAAUCAUUUAAUGCAAUGUAAACAAGAAAUUAUUGAUUUAGCUCGAUCAUUGUCAAUAAAAUCACAAUUAACAAAUAAAAAUGAUAUGUUAGAUUGGUCACAAAAUACAAUUAAUAAAUAUUAUGAAUAUUGUAUAAAACAAAAUGUUAUACCAACACUUGAUUUUGAUAAUGUUACAAUUGAACUUGUUGGAGCAAAAGAUGCAAUACAUGAAGCUGAAAAAUAUUUCUAUGAAUUAACAAGUGAAACAUUUAAAGAAGCACGUAUUCAUGCAGUUUCACGUGGUGCUAUUUGGUCAAUUGAAUUAAUACCUAAUUCCGAUGUAUGGGAACAAUAUUCAUUUAAACUUAAUGGAAUUAUUGAAGAUGCGUUUUUGAAAAAAUAUCCUCAUGUAUGUGUUCAUAUUGAAUGUUUAAUGAAUAAGCCCUUCUGGAGUGAAGUAGAUUUUCAAAAUGAUCAAGAAGAGAAAUGUCGAAUAGUUUUUUCUGUAAUGCAAGAACAUCAUGAAACAAAUAUUCGUCGUGUGCGUCGUAAACCUGUUGAUUCAACAUUACCAGAUACAUGGGAAACUUCAGAUCAAAGCUGUAAACGAGUCACAUUACAGCCGUCGUCAAAAGAAUAUCAAAAUGUACUAGCACAAUUUCAUGUUACGAUGCUUGGUAAAUAUUCGAAUAUAGUUAAAAUUGAACGUAUUCAAAAUGAACGAUGGUAUAAGCAGUAUGCUGCACAUCGUGAUGAUUUCAAACGACGUUAUCCACAAAUAGAUUAUGAACGUUUACUUUUCCAUGGAUGCCCUAGUACGUCAGUCGAUCAGAUUGCUCGAGAAUGUUUCAAUCGAUCAUUUGCCGGUGUUAAUGGUAAAUCGACGCGUACUGAAUAUAAGGAAAAUAGGAUCUUUCGUUUAGGUGUUUUGUACGGUUGUGGAGUAUAUUUUCAUGUUCAAGCCAGUUACAGCCAUCAGUAUGCACAGCCAAAUAGUGCAGGAGAAAGAACUAUAUUUUUAGCACGUGUUCUUAUUGGAAAAACUUGCAAAGGAGAUAAAACAAUGAAAGUUCCUCCAUCUGGCUAUGAUACAACUACAGAUGGACAACAUAUCUUUGUCGUAUAUCAUGAUGCCGGUGCAUAUGCAGAUCAUUUAAUCACCUAUAAAUGA
Molecule: messenger RNA, 4803 nt
Organism: Rotaria sp. Silwood1
Lineage: Eukaryota; Metazoa; Rotifera; Eurotatoria; Philodinida; Philodinidae
Source: the annotation of a GenBank genome assembly